This is a messenger RNA of Seriola aureovittata, 8208 nucleotides long. It is a transcript of the gene cep170aa, whose product is annotated as centrosomal protein 170Aa. The transcript is spliced from 23 exons. The coding region runs from base 250 to 5166 and encodes 1638 amino acids. Gene Ontology annotation, cellular component: centriole. Gene Ontology annotation, molecular function: protein binding. Lineage: Eukaryota; Metazoa; Chordata; Actinopteri; Carangiformes; Carangidae. The record is from RefSeq and is a predicted model, not a curated record.
GGGAGCAGCGUUACUGCUGAGCAACGGAAGGGGAGAAGGCCGACGCACAGAGCCAGACUGAACUGCUGCAACGGCAGGGCUGGGCUCCUCACACACACACACACACACAUACACACACACCUUCAACAGCAACACACACCAGAAAGGGAAAAGGGAUGGCCUAGCUGUGUUGUGCUGUCAGUGGUCUAUCAGCAGUGAGCUACCUGGACCAGAGCAGGUGUGUACCAGAGGCAGUAGCGCGGUGCAGAGAUGAGUGUGACCUCUUGGUUCCUGGUGAGCAGCGGGGGCACUCGCCACCGACUCCCCCGGGAAAUGAUCUUUGUCGGCCGGGAUGACUGCGAGCUCAUGCUACAGUCCCGCAGUGUGGAUAAGCAACAUGCAGUCAUCAACUACGAGGCUGGGACUGAUGAACACAAGGUCAAGGACCUGGGCAGCCUGAAUGGGACCUUUGUAAAUGAUGUCCGCAUCCAGGAGCAGAUGUACAUCACUCUGAAGUUGGAGGACAAGCUGAGGUUUGGAUAUGAUACCAACCUGUUCACGGUGGUGAGAGGAGAGCUCACUGUGCCUGAGGAGGCUCUAAAGCAUGAAAAGUUCACCAGCGGCCUCCAGCUCAGCAAGAAGCCAUCCAACGGUGAAACCACUACCACCACAACCACAAGCAAGUCUCCCGCAAAGACCCCAACAAAAACACUGAAGUCCCCCAGUGGAGGCACCCUCAGGCUAGGGGAGAGCAGAGCAACAGAUGGAGUCAAACAGCCACCAGCUAAACCUGUGGAUAGUCACAAAGCAGAGGACAGGAUAGGAGGGGAUGUUACAGCACUGCCUCGUGGGACCCCUCUGUAUGGCCAGCCGUCUUGGUGGGGGGAUGGGGAUGCAGACGAUGAGAACUCCUUCAAACAGGAAACCAAGUCAUCCACCAAAAAACAUGACAGCUCCAUGUCAGACAGCAAAGAGUCACGUCGAGGGGAGAAAGCUAAAGAGGACGGCCUUCAUGCGUCCACCGCCCACGAUUCCAGUUACUUUGAGAUCCCUACCAAGGAGGGUCACAUGGCCAAUAACGGCAUCCAUGAGAUUCCCACUAAGGACACGGAGGGCAGCGCCACUCACUCGACUACAGCCCAAGGUCACGCCUCCUUCACCAUAGAGUUUGACAACACAUCUCCAGGGAAAGUCACCAUUAAAGACCAUGUGUCAAAGUUCACUUCUGACCACCACCGAUCUCGCUCCAAGAAGAGUGGGGCAGGAAGUGGAGGCGCAGGAGGGAGGGACUUGAGCACACUUCAAGCGGCUAUGAUGGCAUCAGAGAGCAAGGUGGCUGAUUGGCUGGCCCAGAAUGACCCCACUCUGGUACGCAGCGAGUCGACAGAGGACGACAGCAAGAGCAUCAAGAGCGACGUGCCGGUCCAUCUCAAAAGACUGAAAGGCAGCAAGCAUGAGGAUGGCACCCAGAGUGACUCCGAGAACGGAUUAGGCCUGCGAUUUGCCAACCGCCGCCAUGCCCUCGAGGAACGUCUAAAAGCAGCACACGGCCACGUGGGAGUGGGAGGAGGAGCAGGAGGAGCAGGAGGUGGGAACGUAACAGUGAGCGGGACCCGAACAACCGGCACCCGCACUGCCUUCAUGAUUGAGUUCUACGACGAGGAAAACCCUCGCAAGCGCCGGUCAUAUUCAUUUUCCCAGACUGCACCGUUGCUGGGGGGAGGAGCUGGUGGAGAGGGACUGUGUCCUCAGCCCCCAUCUCACCCCAAGGUGUUCAGCAUUUCCACCUCUGCUACUACAGCCUCAGAUUCAGGUAAAGCCCCAGCUCCAAUACCGGCUACAGUGACUGUGGGUGCCCCUACGGCUGCUCGCGUGCUGCUCAAGCAGAGGUCAGAGGACCCGAGUAUCGGUCGGAGCUCAGCCAGUACCGGGCUGGCGACCGGUAGCCCCACCAGCCCCAGCGAGGACGCCUCGGUUGUGGGGAGAGGAGCAGGGGCUGCAGGAGGAGAGGCAGAGGAUGACCAUAGCGAUAAGGGGACUUACACUAUCGAACUGGAGAACAGGAACCCAGAGGAAGAGGAGGCCAGGCGCAUGAUAGACAAGGUGUUUGGUGUUCAGCAGAACCAAGAUUCCUCAGCUCUGUCAGACCUGAAAGGAGAAGGAAAAGGAAAGGAGACAGGAGAGACAGGGAAAGAGGCACUUCCUGGUGACUCGAGCUGGGUCUCUCAGUGGGCCAGUCUAGCUGCCAAUCACACCAGGACAGACCCAGAGGGAUCGGGAGCAGAGACAGCCACUUUCCUGCACAAAGAGAGAGGAGCUGAUGCCUUUGAGUCUGGUGCAUCCCUCAGCAGAGGUGAAUCCUCCUCCAGUCUGACAGACCGUAAGCGAAGGACCCUCCCCCAGCUCCCUGCGGAUGACCCCCGGGCUAAAUCCAGCACCAAAGCUCUGAGGUCUGAGAUUGGUGAGAAGCAAGACACUGAGCCACAGGAAAAAGAGAACAAGGGAGACGGGGAGUCCCCAACUCCCAUGGAGGGUAGUGAGAUGACCAGUAAACGGAAACAAAGCUCCACUUCCUCUCCAUCCAAGGCUCCUCUCCGGACCUCUGGCAGCAGUGAGCGAAGGAAGAGGUCAGAGGAGAGGAAAGGAGGAGGAGGAGGAGUUGAAGCAGGAGAGAAGUCUGGGAAGCCUCUAGUGCGCCAGGGCAGCUUCACUAUUGAGAAACCCAGCGCUAAUGUCCCCGCAGAGCUCAUCCCACGCAUCAACAGAGGCGGCAGUGGGCGCGAACGCAGUGACUCUGUGGGCAGCAUGGAUACUGCUACGCUCCUGAAAGACACUGAAGCUGUCAUGGCAUUCCUGGAGGCCAAACUAAGAGAUGAAAACAAACUAGACCAGAAAAUCAGUAAAACUGGCAUCACCACUCAGGGUUCAGGUUCUGGCUUCCCCCUUCGGACUGACUCCAUCUCACCUGAGUCAGAUGUGGACACGGCCAGCACAGCUAGUCAUGUGGCCGGAGAGGCAGACAGGAAAGCCGCACCUGGUGGUGUACAAAAACGACGUUCCCUCAGCAGCAUGCACCGGGAGAAGAGCAACAUGAGCACAGCUUCCAAGACCAGCGUCACGAAUGCAAGCGCCCGUGAGCGUUUGGAGAGAAAGACUAAAACAAGAACUGCAGAUGCGACAAGCCGGACUGAUGCACGCCGCUCUGUUCAGCCGUCCUCUGCCUCCUCCAGAGCACGCCAGCCUUCACUGGAUCUCACUGAUGAUGACCAGACUUCUUCCUUCCCCAUCUCUGACAUCCUCUCCUCAGACCAGGAGACCUACUCUGGACCGUUGGGGCACUCGGCACAUGGACGCAGCUUAGAUGAUGCCCUCCAUUCCAAACUCGACAGCAGGUCUGCUAAGAACUCCACCAGUGGUUCCUCCAAAACCAGCCGCACUCUCCAGGCAGCCACAGCCGCCUCCCUGAGCAAGCAGGCGUCACUGCCUCAGCCACGGCCAACAAGAGCCUCCCUUCUUCGCCGCGCCCGGCUGGGAGACACAUCUGACACGGACCUCGCUGAUGCUGACAGGGUGUCUGUAGCUUCUGAGGUGUCCACCACCAGCUCCACCUCUAGGCCCCCAUCUGGUCGGAAGGGAUUGUCACGGCUGGAUAUGCUGGCUCAGCCGCGUAGAAACCGUCUGGGCUCCAUCUCAGCCCGCAGUGACUCAGAGUGCACAAUGACCCGGAGCUCCACCUCUUCACCCCGCCUAUCAGCUGAGACCGCUCUGCGUCUGGGCCUGCGCUCAUCAACACCCACAGAGAACAGACUGACACCCAGGAUGAGGGCCAGCAGUGUGUCCAAACUAAAUGAGACCAAGACAAAGACCACUACAUCUGGAUACUGCUCGCCCACAGAGAGCUCUCAGCCCGAACCUGAGGGCGGGGAUGCAGAGGAAGAGAUGAUGGUGUCCAGUAGCAGCAGAUGGAGACGUCUGCCGCCAGAGUAUGGCUCCACCUCAGAGGAAGAGUUUGGCUCCAGCCGGAAUUCUCCGAAGCAUGGAGGACGCUCCCAUGUGCGCCCUCAUCACCUCGUCCCACACCGCAGCUCAAGGCUCAGCACCACCGCGAGCCCAGGCUCUGCCGCGUUGACGGGCCCGGGUGGAGUGGGGAUCAAACAUCGUAUGAAAGAGCAAGAGGAGUACAUCAGGGACUGGACAGCACACAGCGAGGAGAUAGCCAGGUUAUUCCCCUGUGUGCGCAGGAUCAGCCAGGACCUGGCUAAGGACUUGGCUAUCUUGGCCCGUGAGAUCCACGAUGUGGCCGGCGAGAUCGACUCCGUCAGCUCCUCUGGCACAGCACCCAGCACCACCGUCAGCACUGCCGCCACCACUCCGGGAUCAGCUAUCGACACCCGGGAAGAGGUAGGCCCUGCACGUUCCACGCAGCCGGACAUACAGGAGAGCAUGAGAAAGUUGGUGGAUCGGGUGUUUGAUGAGAGCCUCAACUUCAGAAAGAUCCCGCCUGUGAUUUCAACCAAUAAGGCACCAGAGAUCAACGGUAAGCCGGUGGAGCUCCGCCCCCGUGCUCCUGACAGUCUGGAGCCCCGAGCUCUGAGGAGACGCACCUGGAACCGAGAGGAGGCGGUGUUGGACAGCCUGCUGCUCAACUCAGUUUCUCAACUGUCCUCUAAGAUCAGACAUUCUGUCGACAAAACCGCAGGAAAAAUCAGGAUUUUGUUUAAGGAUAAGGACAGGAACUGGGAUGAAAUUGAGAAUAAACUGCGAUCGGAAAGUGACAUACCACUUCUGAAAACCUCCAACAAGGAGAUUUCCUCAAUUCUGCUCGAACUGAAGAGAGUUGAGAAGCAGCUUCAAGUGAUCAAUGUCAUGGUAGACCCAGAUGGCACUCUGGAUGCCCUGGCCAGCCUCGGCCUGACCAGCCCCACCACCCCCGCCAAGCCCCAAGCCACCAAAACAACUUCCCCCUCUGCCACCAGCCCUGGAUCUGUACCGCCAGCCAAAGACUCGCUGCCAGAGAUCCUUCCCGGUCCUGGAGGAUCCACACCCUCCACCAGGGUCCAGGCUUCCUCUGCCAGCACAGAGGAAACUGCACGAGACCCCAGUGUGGGUCUGGGGUUAACAGGAGUCGGAGUACUGCCCUUCAACCGCAUGCGGCCGAGCGGAGAGGAGGCCAUUGCACAGAAGUGAGCGUAGAAGUUUCCCUGAAAUCAAGGCUAUGUGAAUAAAUAUGAGUCUGGAUUGGAGUGCAGGUGGCUGGUAAUCAGCAUUGACAACAAGGGGGCAAGUAUAGAAACAUUUAAACUGAUUAGCUGACUAUACCACUUUAGGAUUAUGGAUAUAAUAUGAAGAUAAUUUAGCAAAAGCAUUACCAGACAUGGCCGGAAAUGAAGUGCUUCAACUUUAGACUCACUGGCUGAACCCCAGCUGAUGCAUCAUGGAUAUACCCUUGAAUGGAAAUUGACCCAUGAAUGAUUUGGAUACACGUCUUAUGAGCUUUUCAACCUUAAAGGUCCAGUGUGUAGGAUUCAGUGGCAUCUAGCGGUGAGGUUGCAGAUUGCAACCAAGUGAAUACCCCUCUCCUCACCCCACCCUGUCCAAGCCUGUAGGAGAACCUACGGUGGCCUUCAGGUAACGUAAAAACACGAAGGCCCUCUCCAGAGCCAGUGUUUGGUUUGUCCGCUCUGGGCUACUGUAAAAACAUGACAGUGCUAAAAGGUGGGCUCUGUGGAAGUGGACUCACUCUCUCAUGUAGAUAUGAAAGGCUCAUUCAAAGCUAAUGAAAAUGCAAUUCUUAGUUUCAGGUGAUUAUACGCUUAUGAAAACAUAACUGUAAGUAUUAUAUUCCAUUUCUGCCUAUAGAUCCCUAUAAAUCCUACACACCAGUCCUUUAAACUAUUCAUGCUGACUGGCCAGCCUGACUUCCAGAUGGACUAAAUGCUACCUGGCUGCUCUCUCAGUGGACAGAUCUCUGUGGCUGUACAGUCUCCACUCUUCCUCCAGUCUUCUCCUCUUGCCUUCUCCACGUGUCAGGACCCUACCUACACUAAGGACAUGCCUUAAAACACAUCCGCGAUAGUAGCAGUGUAACCCUUGUCCCUUCAAAUAAUAUACAAGACAACUUUUAAGACUUUAAUACAGUAAUUUCAGAUAAAACAGAAUGCAUUGUAAAAUAACACUUGCAAAAGAUGUUCUAUUUACACUAUGAUGAAAUGCACCACUGCAAUAAUUUAUUAGCUCUUGUUCAGUACAAAGAAUAUUUCAGCAGCCUUAAGUAACCACCUUGACAAACUACACAGUCAUAAACAGACAUGCUUUAUGCCUGAAACAGUUCACAAAUCAAGCAGAAGUUUUAUAUAUUUCAUAACUCUAACUGUCCGUCCAUUGAACCAUCUCUCCAACUGACUCUGUUAAAAAAGAUUUGUAGUGCCUCCCCAUCUCUGUGCUCACCUACCUUUCCUUCACCUAUUAUCUGUUACUCUUCCCUUCCCUUCCUCCCCCUCCCAGAACUUGGAAAAAAUGUUACACCAAGUUUGUCACUUCAGUAGCAUGUACAGGACGGAGCUGAGAGCUUUCUACCUGCCAGUUGGUGUCUGUGUUGAUAUUACUAAUACUGAAUGGUAGUUUACACACAAUAGUAACAGCCUUUGGGAAACCAAUGAUCAUUUUCAGUCAAAGUAAUCACUUACCAAAGUAAACCAUUUUCUUUAUAUUGUCAUUUUCAAACAGUAGAGCCAUCUUGAAAUUCAUCUGUUGUGCAAAAGCUGAUAUAGCAGCAGUUCAUACUGUACGUUUUAGAUGGAAGCAAACUUCCUCUGAGAUUCACCUCUUUCUCUGAAUGUCAAGACCCUUUUUUCUGUCAACAAAUCAAAGAUGCAAAAAGCGUAUUUAUUAUAUUGAGACACUAGUUUAAUCAUUGCUGCCAUACCUUUCUUUGACCCAUGUGACAUGAGCUGUCAGAAUCAGUGCUCUUAGUCUUUUGCUAUAGUAAAUCCACUCAAGUGUCCUAUGAUUUCUAAUUGGCUUUUUUCUACUUUCUUCAGUCGCAGGCAACGUGAUUCUUUUUAAACUGAUGCACUGUACUGAUGAGCAAAGAAAAUAAGUGUGUAAACUAAAUAUUUUAUAAUAUUUAGAUACUGGUAUUGUAGAUGCAACAGACCUUUUCUUUUUAAUGAUUUAGGUCACCUCACAAUAAAUUUCAUUUUCUUUAUCUGUCACUAAACAGAUUGAGCUCAUGUACACACAAAACCUGAACAUUGGGAAAGCUGCUGGAUGUAGUUCAAUUAAUGUCUUGUCAAAAAGAACAUGGGCGACUAACAAAGAGGCCUUUUGUAGUUCAACAUGUUUUCUUUGAGGAACGUCAGUGAGUAGAAAUGAUCACAUCUUGCUCUGUGGAUUUCGCUUGUACUACAGCUUCAUAUCAGUGUAUAUACAGAAGGUGCAACAGGGGAAGUUCCAGCGCCCUGAUCCUGUAGAGCUGCAGACAGACAGUAUAGUUAACCUCUUUCUCAUUGACUUUGCUGCUUUUCAAGUUACUUUAUGGGAACUAACCAUUUUCUGAAUCUCUCUUCACCUUAUAGUCUGUGUUCUAGAGUAAGAUGACUUAAAGGCAGUGUAUUAGUACUUAGAUAUUCUCACAAUAGUGAAUUUAGGUACCAGUAUACAAGUUCACUUCCUUCUCUCUAUACUGUACUGUACAUUAUCUUUCAAUGCCUCCAAGUGCCCAUUUUGACAAUAGAAGGGCAUUGAUUAAAAGAACAAAAAAGAUGUUAGUUGUCUAAAAAAUGAUUUUGCACAUCAGAUUGUGGUGUUUUUUUCAUACAGAAGUAGUGAAGAAGCAGUGAAAGGCUGCAAAUGUCAAAUGGUUUGACAAAGAAUGAUAUCUCUAUGCCUGAUAUCAGAAGUGACUGCCUUGCCUCUCUGGAACUAUUCUGUCUGUGCAAACGAAGCCUCUAAUCGUGUUACUUGUUUGUUUUUUUCCCCCCAUUUUAUCAAAAAAAAGAAACAAAAAAACAAAUGGAAAAAAAACAAUGAAAUUAGGGGACUGUGAAUGCUAGGUACAUGUUUAUUUUUUAAAUUCUACAUUUGUCAUCUGAUUAGUGUCAUUUUUGUAAAGAAAAAAAAACACCAUUUUAUUUAUUUUUGUUUUAAUAUUUUGUGGAUGUUUCAUGUAUUUUAUAUUUGUUCAACUAUCUGCAUUGUUUCUUACUGUUAAUAAAACAGAGCCAUUCA